AUCCGCACACACUGAUGGCGUGCCUAGUGACAGGAUCGUCAACGGGGGUGGGCAGAGAAAUCGCGGCGCGCAUGUUUGAGCAAGGGCUUCAUGUCUUCGUGUCUGGAAGGGAUAGACUGAGAUGUGAGAAAGCUUGUGAGGAGAUCCUCGGUUCUAGUACAGGUGGAAAGGGAAAGGUAGAGCCUCUGCCUAUGGACCUCUCAAACUUUGAUAGUGUGAGGGAGGCAGCAAAGCAGCUCGAGGGUAAGCCUCUCAAGUACCUUUUCCUGAAUGCUGGAAUGGUUUACAAAGUCAAGGAAGCUGGUCCUUGGAUGAAUGCUGAUGGCUAUGACUUGUUGUUCGCAUCAAAUUUCCUCGGGCAUUUUCUUCUCUGUGAGCUGCUCAUUCCUAAUCUGAAGUUGUCGACACCAUCUAGAAUAGUCGUAACAGCGUCUAAUGCACACUGGAUAGGCAGAGAAGACUUUUUAUUUCGAAAGGGGGUUUCACUUGAGAAAGCCAACGAUUUCACAAGGUUUCAAAUGUAUGCCACGUCUAAAUUGGCAAAUAUUCUCCACGCUUAUGAACUUCAGCGGCGCUUUGAGAGAGAAAAUGUUGACAUACAAGUUGUCCCUAUCACUCCAGGACUUGUGUCUUCUGAAAUUCUCUGCAAAGAAAGAGGGAAAGGAAAAUCUUUUGGCUUCUUACCUAUGG
Guillardia theta CCMP2712 is the source of this 690-nucleotide messenger RNA. RefSeq lists its product as hypothetical. The transcript has a single exon. NCBI's taxonomy places the organism in Eukaryota, Cryptophyceae, Pyrenomonadales, Geminigeraceae. The record is from RefSeq and is a predicted model, not a curated record. The annotation marks the transcript as partial.